Messenger RNA from Trichoderma gamsii, 2523 nucleotides. RefSeq lists its product as hypothetical. The transcript is spliced from 6 exons. Lineage: Eukaryota; Fungi; Ascomycota; Sordariomycetes; Hypocreales; Hypocreaceae. Gene Ontology annotation, biological process: positive regulation of transcription from RNA polymerase II promoter by galactose; DNA-templated transcription. Gene Ontology annotation, cellular component: nucleus. Gene Ontology annotation, molecular function: DNA-binding transcription factor activity, RNA polymerase II-specific; zinc ion binding; RNA polymerase II cis-regulatory region sequence-specific DNA binding. The record is from RefSeq and is a predicted model, not a curated record. The coding region runs from base 1 to 2523 and encodes 840 amino acids.
AUGCCAAUGGUGUCACAAAUGUCGCCGAGGUCUACGGCCGGGUCUCCUCAGCCCGAAGGCGCCCGUAAGCGGCGCCGCACUCCGCUUGCCUGUGACGAGUGCCGCGAUAGGAAGCGCAAGUGUGAUGGUGUGAAGCCUGUAUGCGGCGCAUGUCGUCGCCGAAGCAUCACGAUUUGCGUCUGGAACGAGGAGAGAGUCAGCAAGGGGUGGACCAAUAGUUAUGUCGAGGGCCUCAGGGCUCGGAUACGGGAGCUCGAGUUGGCACAGAAUCACCCACCAGGACAACCUGUUGAUAGCCUUCUGUUACCGGGGCUGUCACCUCCCGAGCCCACCAAUGCCAGUCCAGAGAUGCCUCAGCCAAUGGGUCAAUUCACGAGCCCGCCAGCCGACCAGAGAUUACAGAGCCCGCCAAAUUACUAUAUUGACGUGCAGGCCGACCAUAGGCCUAGCGUAGAUAAUGGCAUUCCUGAUCCGUUCAACGACUUGUCGCAAUCACUGCGCAAUAAGCCGGACUCUCCAGCCUACCAGGACGCAGAUACCGAUCUUGACUCUGACUCGAACAGCGACGACACUGGUGUCAACGCAAUGGGUGUCAUAGCGCCCUUCAACAGCAUUAGUGGUAGGCGAAACCGGAGACCUUCUGAGUAUUUUGGCCCCUCCAGCACUGCGAGCCUGGUAGACAGAGCAAGGAGUACCAUGGGCCAACAGUGCCUCAUACACCGGUCUAUAAUGAAUAAUGUCGCCUGCUCUCAAUGUCAACGUGAGCCGGUCUCUGUUCUGAGCCCAUCUUGUACUUCAUCAGGAUGCUCCCACUCGCUCAAGACGGACAGCGCGGUUUUUGGCAUGACAAUUCCGCCACGCGACGAGGCUGACGACCUUGUGGAAAAUUACUGGCGCUGGACACACUCACUCUAUCCACUUAUUCAUCGGCCGUCGUUCGAAGAACGUUACCGUAUGAUCUGGUGUCCUCAGACUGAAUCACGCCGUCUUCGCACAGAGGCCCACGCCUCCAAACCGGCAGGUCUUUAUACCUCCAUAGGUGAUCGUCUAUUUUACUGCAUGCUUAAUAGCGUGUUUGCUCUAGGUGCUCUCUUCAGCCCCAGGAUGGACCACAAGGACCGAGAGCAGUUGAGCCGCAGCCUCUAUGAGCGCGCUAAAAAGCUCAUGGAUUUAGAUAUGCUCGCCGCAGGUAGUUUGGCUCUCGUACAGACGUUGCUGCUCAUGGGCCAGUAUCUGCAGAGCACUGAGAUGUCGAGCACGUGUUGGAACAUCGUUGGGCUUGCGGUGCGUGUUGCCCAGAACAUCGGGCUACACCAUGACCCCAAGAAUUGUAAUCAAAGCUGCUGCCCAGCCCAGUCUCUUGACCAAACGGUGAUGGAGAUGCGAAGACGAGCCUGGACGGGUUGUGUACUAUUGGAUCGGGUCCUCUGUUUGACGUACGGGCGGCCCUUGAUAGUCCAUGCGGCCAUGCCGCAUAGCCAGCUCGUCCUUCCACUAGCAGUAGAUGAUGAGUACCUGACACAACUUCCGGGGGCGCCAGGAGCUCAGCCAGACGGAACACCGAGCCUGACGGAGUGCUAUUGUGAGACGGUCCAGCUGCAGGAUAUCCUCGGCGAGGUCCUAGCCACAAUGUACUACCCGGAUCCCAAUCCAAAUCCGAGCUCCUCAACCAGCAAUGGAGCAAAAGAUAUUGAUUUCCACAAGCUUUUCGCCAUCGACAGUCUUCUCAAAGCAUGGCAUAAAAACCUCCCACCGCAUCUUCAAGCCUGUCGGUACAGAAACAGCGGAGAGCCCCCGGCGCUCAGCCCAUCAGACAAUGAGGUGGUGUUUCGUAGACAGGCAACCGUUCUAGAAGUAAGAUACCUGCAUGUUCGCUUAAUGAUGCUCCGGCCAGUUUUGUCAUGCAUUUGUGACCCAGCGUUCCAAUCAACUGAAAUGGUCACGGAUUCCAUACAAGAUGAGACAUUUCUCAAGGCAGCCAACCUAUGCGUGGCUGGAGCACAGGAAUUACUACAGUUCAUUGAAGAGAAUAUGAAUUUCAAGACAGAUCUCCUUGCUCCCCCGUGGUACACGGUCUUCUAUAUUCAAAGUUGUGCUAUUGUUUUUCUUAUUAGUCUAUUAUGCUCUCCGAAACAUAUUCGUUGUAUGGACGAGGCCUCGCUUCUCAAAGGACUGAGCCGCUGUUUCACAGCUCUCAGAAGGUACCAGAGCCGAAGCCGUGCGGCGGGACGCUGCCGCAAAUUUCUUAUCACGGUUCAGCAAGAAGUUUUCUGCUACCGGAAUCAUAACGGAAUGAUGAACGACUUAGCAGUUCUGGAAGCUCCGGAGACCGCAGCCAUGUUAGGUGGUGAAAGUAGACGUGUGCGGCCAGACCUUUCCACCUGGAACAAAGAUCCGCUCUCUCCGUCAAACAUUUUGCAAGAAGAUGUACGCUUUGACCAGCACCUGUGGAUGUACAAUACUUCCGAUAUUACCUGGCUUACACAAGGUUCAUACUACGAGGAGCAUCCACAGAGCAGUUAG